Molecule: messenger RNA, 1344 nt
Organism: Lindgomyces ingoldianus
Lineage: Eukaryota; Fungi; Ascomycota; Dothideomycetes; Pleosporales; Lindgomycetaceae
Product: FAD-binding domain-containing protein
Exons: 2
Molecular function (GO): oxidoreductase activity; FAD binding
Source: RefSeq, a predicted model, not a curated record
GCCUACAAAGAGACCCCUUUCUACCAGCUCAGUCAUGUCAAGCCCUAUAAUCUCGAUAUCCCAAUAACGCCUGCUGCGGUGACUUACCCAAUGACGGUCGACCAUGUCGCUGCGAUUGUCAAGUGUGCUGCGGACAAUAACCUCAAAGUCCAGGCCCGCUGUGGAGGUCAUUCAUACGCGAAUUAUGGUAUUGGCGGCCAAGACCAAGCCAUCGUCGUCGACCUCAAGAAUUUCCAGCAAUUCUCCAUGGACAAGUCAACUUGGCAGGCGACGAUUGGUGGGGGAACGUUACUCGGGGAUGUGACCAAGCGACUUCACGAUAAUGGUGGUCGUGCAAUGGCACACGGAACCUGUCCACAAGUUGGCAUUGGUGGACACGCAACCAUUGGCGGUCUGGGACCAACUUCUCGCAUGUGGGGUUCGGCUUUGGAUCACGUCCAGGAAGUCCAGGUUGUACUGGCAAAUUCAACUGUGGUGCGCGCAUCUGAGAGGGAGAAUUCCGACGUCUUCUGGGCCUUGAAAGGGGCGGGGGCGAGUUUUGGCAUCAUUACCGAGUUCAAAGUCCGGACACAGGCGGAGCCCGGCGAAUCCGUCCUCUACUCGUAUAGUAUUCAAGCCGGAAAUGCCGUUGCGAAGGCCAGUGCGUUCAAGAAAUGGCAAGCUCUUAUUUCAGAUCCAAACCUCUCCCGGAAGUUUGCCAGCCAGUUCAUCUUGUCUGAAUUGGGCGUUAUCAUUACUGGAACGUACUUUGGGCCCAAGGCAGAGUACGAUAGUCUCAACAUUUCGAGCAGACUGCCGGCGAAAGACGAGUCGGUGAUUAUCCUAAAGGAUUGGCUUGGCGUGGUCAGCCACUGGGCGGAGGAUGUCGCACUGCAGAUUGGUGGAGGUAUUUCCAGCAACUUCUACUCCAAGUCUUUGGCGUAUACAAAGAACGACCUCAUUCCGGAGUCCGCUAUCGACCAACUGUUCAAUUACGUCGACAAGACAGACAAAGGCACACUGGUGUGGUUCGUCAUUUGGGACCUGGAAGGCGGUGCCACUGAGGAUGUCGCGUCUGACGCAACGGCGUAUGGACAUCGAGAUUCUCUCUUCUACUCACAGUCGUACGCGGUUAACCUAGUUGGCCGCGUGACGCCGAAUAUUAGAGACUUCUUGAACGGAUUCAACAAGAUCAUUCAGGACUCUCUGCCAGGGCACAACCUUGGAGCAUAUGCUGGAUACGUGGAUCCAGCACUGACGGAACCGGGCAUGGCGUAUUGGGGGAAUAACUAUCCCAGGCUUCAACGGAUCAAGGCUUCAGUUGAUCCCAAGGAUAUUUUCCACAACCCGCAGAGUGUGAAGCCU